UAUUGCGUUGGUCACACUAAACGCGGUAUAAAAACAAAUUGUUGCUUUGAAUGAAUUUGUUAAAAUAAACCGCGAAAUGGAUGUUAUGAAGGAUGAUUUUCGUUAUUCCAAUAUCGGAAACAGCUUUGGUUUUGUUUGCAGGACCAUACAAAAGCAUUGCGGACUUCAACAAAUUGCAACAUACGAAAGAGAAGAUUUUCGGGAGCUUCUGAAGAUUCUCAAUGCCAAGGAAAGGUUCCUGGCCGCCAGGUUCUUUUGCCAGUUGCAGGCAAACGUCGGAAGUUUCAGGGUGCUCCUUCAGCUGCAAGAACUCCGCAUCCUGACUGCCACGCAGUACAUCCUCAGCAAGAAGAACUCGGACGAUCUGCAGGUGGACCUGAUCAUAUUCCUGAACUCCGAGUUCGAGCUCCUUACAAACAUCUUCAUUGCCGCAGCUUAUAAUUCUGAGGCUUCCCUGCGGUUAACCUCCAUCCUUACUUCAGCUUUGAGUCAUCUGUACUCCGGCCUCGUGAGCAAUCCUAAAAUAAGCACCUUGGGCUACGUGGAGACUUUAUGCAAAGCCUUGCCAAAUACCGCCCUAACUGUUUGCAUUAACAUGCAUUUGAAUACUCUUCUGGAACUCCAUCGAGCGGACAAUAUCAACGAAGCAUUUGCCCACUUCAGCGCCUGGAUUAAUGAGGGUGUGGAUGAACUUACUUUUGUAAAGCACCUCUGCGAUAAGAUGUUUGCUGGACAUCAGCAGGAAGUACUCCAAUACCUUUUCAAAAAGUCUAAUACGGAAACCUUUAGGCAAUGGAAGUUCUACCUCAUUUUAGUGCAGUCCAUAGCCAGUGCGGCCAGUCCAGAAACCACUACAUAUAUCAAAAAGCAUUUGAAAAACAGACUUUUGCAAACCGCUUCUACUGGCUCUCUGACAUCCCUACUUCAUUUGCUGCUGACGGCAAGAGCUGCCUCUGCAUCAACCAUGGAUAUUCAGACAAACCUCGACAACUACGCCAAGUGGUACAAACAGAACAUAGGUGAAAUGACUUACAUCCUGGGCACGGAAAAGUUUCAGACCGCUUUGCGACUCAUGGAGGAAUCUUUGGAGUACGAAAAAGAGCUACAGUACUUGGAGAUUCAUGUGUCAAUUGCCAUUUCCCCUGGAGGACGACUGGUUCAAGCCUACAAAACUAAAUGUCGGGCACACCUAUCUCAACUUAAAUCGGCAGCAAAGAGAAAAGCUUCUAGAGACUAGGUAGAAUUAAGAAACCCUUGAAUUGAAUCUCAGAAAUGUCAACUUUCCAUAAAAAAUUCUUCUUUAUGCCUUGCCCUAA
Drosophila biarmipes is the source of this 1316-nucleotide messenger RNA. RefSeq lists its product as uncharacterized. Lineage: Eukaryota; Metazoa; Arthropoda; Insecta; Diptera; Drosophilidae. The coding region runs from base 77 to 1237 and encodes 386 amino acids. The transcript has 9 exons. The record is from RefSeq and is a predicted model, not a curated record.